Messenger RNA from Bufo gargarizans (Asiatic toad), 2226 nucleotides. Its product is annotated as E3 ubiquitin-protein ligase TRIM11-like. The record is from RefSeq and is a predicted model, not a curated record. NCBI's taxonomy places the organism in Eukaryota, Metazoa, Chordata, Amphibia, Anura, Bufonidae. The transcript has a single exon. Gene Ontology annotation, molecular function: zinc ion binding; protein binding. Bases 4 to 1596 code for a protein of 530 amino acids.
GCCAUGGCGUCUGCUGAUCUGAGAGUUGAGCUGGACUGCUCCAUCUGCCUGGACACCUAUACAGAUCCUGUAAUGCUGAGAUGUGGACACAACUUCUGCCGGGUCUGUAUUGAUCGUGCACUGGAAACACAGGACGAGUCUGGGGUUUAUACCUGUCCUGAAUGCAGAAAAGAGUUUCAGGAGCGGCCUGCACUGAUGAGGAACUUAGCUCUGCGUAACAUUACGGAGAAUUUCCUGUUUACGCAACAUAAAGAUAUGGAAACCGGGAUCUGCUGCACUUACUGUGUGGACUCUCCUGUACCUGCUGUAAAAUCCUGUCUGAUGUGUGAGGCUUCUCUGUGUGAAAAACACCUGAGAGUUCACAGCAAGUCAUCAGAACACGUCUUAUCUGACCCCAGCACUUCCCUGGAGAACAGGAAAUGUUCUGUACAUAAGAAGAUCCUGGAGUAUUACUGCACUGAGGACUCUGCUUGUAUCUGUGUGUCCUGCAGUUUGGCCGGAGAACAUAAGGGACAUCGGGUGGAGAUGCUGGAUGAGGCCUCUGAGAAGAAGAAGAAGAAACAAAGAAAUCUUCUUCAGAAACUGACCAGAAAGAGGGAGGAGUCUGAGAAAAGAGUCCAGAACCUAGAGGAGCACUGGAGAAAAGCACAAGAAAAAGCAUCUGGGGAAGCAGAGAGAGUCACUGCCCUGUUUACAGAUAUCAGGAGACAACUGGACGACCUGGAGAAGAGGGUCCUAAGUGAGAUCUCCAGGCAGGAAAAGGAAGAGUCACUUUCAUUAUCUUCUUUGAUCCAGAAGCUGGAAGUAAAGAAGGACGAGCUGUCCAGGAAGAUGAGACACAUUGAGGAGAUGUGUAACAUGACUGAUCCACUGACUGUCUUACAGGAACCAGAUACAGGUGAUUUGUGUGAUCCUGAGGAGGAAGGAGGUGAUGAAGACAUAAAUAGAUGUCUCCAUGAUGUAGGUGAUCUGGAUGUGGCUGUGAUCUCAGACAAAUUACACACAUUAUGUGACAUAAUAACAGAUAUAAGGAGAGGGAUCUAUAUGGAGGGUCCUGGAGACAUAUUACUGGAUGUAAACACAGCUGCUAAUAACAUCCUUAUAUCAGACGACCUGAAAACUGCAACUGCGACAUACAAGGAUCAAAAUCGCCCAGAAACAGCAGAGAGAUUCCAGAAUUUUCAGGUGAUGAGCAGCAGGAGAUUUACCUCAGGGCGACAUUACUGGGAUGUGGAGAUUAGUGGAUCAGAGACAUGGAGGGUGGGGAUGUGUUAUCCCAGUAUAGACAGGUGGGGAGGCCAGUCAUACAUUGGAGAUAAUAACAAGUCCUGGUGUUUGAGUAGGUUUAUUAAUCAGUAUGUAGUGAAACAUGAUGGUAAAGGUAUCAAAUUACCUGACAAGAUAUCCAGUAAUAGAUUCAGGAUAUGUCUGGACUAUGAGGCCGGGCAGCUGUCCUUUUAUGAGCUGUGUGACCCCAUCAGACACUUACACACCUUCACUGCCACCUUCACAGAGCCCCUUCAUGCUGCAUUAUGUGUAUGGAGCAGUUCUGUAAAGAUAUCAGGGGGAAGAAGCAAUUGGGAGAAACCUUCAUAACCUAUAAAAUCUGCCCUGAGACUGGUGACACUGUAAGAUAUCACAAAUUGUAAUAUGAAACGGAUUUGGUAAUCCUCUCCAAAUCUAGUGUAUGAGUUAUUUGGAGUAAAGAACGCGAGGAGGACUCAUCACCAGGAUUCAACAAGAGUUAUAUAUAAAAAAAUAAAAUAAUAUUGUGAUUUAUUUUCAGUCUUCAUAAAAGAUGAUUACUUACAAAAAUAGUUUAGGAAGUCUUAAUCUAUUGUCCAUGUGUGACUAUGAAAGUCCAUAAAGUAUCAAUGUUUAACGUCAGGAAUCCUCUUCCAAGGCUCCACGUUCCUCAGCAACCCCCAGCAGAGUGAGUAAGAAGACGACCCCUUUGUCUGUUCCUAUACCAUAGAUACAGACGUGAGGCGUGUCUUACUAAUGUAUGGGCUUAUAUAUUGUCAUAAUGUAUAUGGUAGACUUCAAAUAUAGGUCUUGACAUUCUCAUACAGACCUCCCAUUGCCAAAUGUAUUACUAUAGAUGGUGUCAGUGUGUAGUGUAACAAACUCUUUAUACUAAAUACCAAUUAAUAUUAUAUCACAUAUUAUUUAACCAGUACAGGACCGCCGCACGCAGGAUUGCGUCUUUGCGGCAGCCCUGUUAUU